Molecule: messenger RNA, 4619 nt
Organism: Bursaphelenchus xylophilus (pine wood nematode)
Lineage: Eukaryota; Metazoa; Nematoda; Chromadorea; Rhabditida; Aphelenchoididae
Source: the annotation of a GenBank genome assembly
AUGACUUUAUUGGCAAACACAAUGAACGUUGACAUUAGGAAAGUGCCUGCUGGCGUUCCAGAAAAUAUCACCGAUUUGCAAGCCUACGAACUUCAAAGAUAUGCUGUGGUAUGUAGUGACUUUUUCUUCCAAUUGAAAAAUAUUUUCUGGGUUUUUUACAGGAAUUCAAAAGAUUAAAAAAUAAAAAUUAUACGCAUUCAGUCUGUCGAGAAAGUAAUGCGGAUUUGUCACAGCAAAGUGUCACGCCUUGUCACAGUCGCGCACCAAAUCACCAGCCGCGGCAAGCCGUCGGAAAGCGAUGAUGGGUGAUUGCAAGGCGUGACAAUUCCACAUUAUUUUCCCAACGGACUGAUAACACAAUUUAUCUAUUUGCAAAAUUAAAAAAAAAAGUACUUUGGGAGUCAAAGACCAGGAGUGGCCAUUGGCCGUUUUUAUAGCCGGGCUUGGACUUUUUAAAACUCCGAUAUUUUUGGAGCCUUGCCGGUGACUCGUUGUUUUCAAGCCCGUCCUCAAAAAGGUCUGAUCCGUCCAUUUUACCAGUCCGUUUUCGAUGCCGCUGGAGUGAAUUCGGUGACCUACACUUUACCAAAAAGUAAGGACGUUAACGACAGCCCAAAAAAAUCUAUUUCACUGAGCACAAAGCCGAAAAUUUUACAGUACAAAGUUAACUUCUUUUUCUCACAGUGCAUGUCGCCGAAAUAACUCCAGCGUUUUUCUAAACGGACUAGUAAAGACUUCCAUCCCAUGUGUCAGAUAAGUAUUGCUAAUGCUUUGUCUCACUGUAUUUUUCCAGCAAAACGACACAAUUGAUGAGGAGAUGAUGAGAUAUGUGGAAGAGGGACGCGCCGACACUAUUGCCUAUCCAUUUCAAAGAACCCGAUCGAGAACAGAACGAGUUCUAUUCAGUCAUAAGCUUUACACAGUAUGUCUUAUUUUUCUCGAAAAAAUCAUCAUGCAUCACGGAAAUAUUUUUUCGUAUUUUAGGCCAAACUUUUUCUGUUCCAUCGGCACUUCCACGAGAACGAAAGCAGACAAUGGUCGUUUUUUCAAGUCUAUGACGAUCGACUGUGGAUGCUGAUUGGGCUGAUUUUGCUGGCGCAGAUGUUCUUUUAUGUGUUCCACAAUGCGGUCGAACAUGGUUUGGAUCUGAGGAGCAUUGGAGAUGUAGGAGAUUUUAAAGAUGUGGAAUAACUCAUCGAAUUCUAAAUACACUGUUUGCGGCGGUUUUUAAAGAAAGUUUUUUGCAAGAGAGUAGGCAAAAUUAUGAGACUGGAGAGAGUAAUUGAAGAAAUUCUCGAAGUUCGACGCUCAGAUUUUGAUGAAACUUGGCACAAGUCUACAGCUAUAUUUCCUAUGAAAUAUGCAAUACCCUCAGCUCGCGCGUUACUGAAGCUACCGAGAUUUUUAGCCCGAAAGUUGUCAGAAAUACAACAUUUUUUUUCGAAUUUUAACAUUAAAAGUUUCAUGCCUAUGUUUAACUGGCAGAAAGAUGGCCAAAAAGCGUUAUUCUCUCUGACCACUCACCGUGUUUCGCGUGCUCUCUCGGCGGCAAAGGACGUUGAGUAUUUCGACCGCCGUUGCAAAGUGCGAGCUAAAACUGCCAGGGUUUGAUAUUUGGCCAAUACAUGAAGCGUGUGCAAAAUUUAAAAUAAAAUUUUAGCGUUGCAGUUCUCUCUUUAAAAGACAAUUUUUUUAAAGCAUAUACUUAUAUGCUUUCAAAAGCUAGCUUACGCAUUGCAGAAACAACGGAGAUUUUGAGGUCGAGAGUUUAUCUCUGAAAGAUAUGUCUUUCUUUUGGCGCAGAAAUGAAGCUUCUUCAAAAACUCAUUCGUUUUCGAGCGAAAUUUGUAGGAUUUUGGCCAAAGGAAGGUUAAAAAAAGAAUCUGUUUGCUCUCGACAUUUUAUGCGCUCUCUCGCUGACAGAUAUCGCUGAAAAUCUGUAAAGCGCAUACAAAGAUUCCAAGGGAUUUUCAUAAUUUGCAAUAUAGAUUUCACCAUGUGUCAAAACCUUCAGGCUUUCUGGUACUCGAUCCAAAUCCACCUUGGCCGACCAGUUCAAGGGCAACAUACCACGACUGCUGUCCGAUUCAACAUGGUUUCCGUCUCUUUUAUGCAUGUAGCCAUUGUACUGGGAUUAUACAGUUCGUGGAUCGUCUCUCAAAGGUUUCAUAAGCAUGAUGAGCUGCUGUCCGGUUGGGCAGAUGUAUUCCAGGUAAUUAACCAUUUUGAUGGCUCUGGAAAUCUUGGAUUUUCAUGAUUCUGAUGGAAUUAAGGACUGUGUUCUAUCUUUUCAGCGGCUGGAUAAAGGAAACAUGUACUUGGCUCUUCCGAAAGACGACUUCUUCUACGAAAGGCUGAUGGAAGCAGAGGCUCAUCCAUUCACCUCGUUACAUGAGCUGUAUCAGAGUAAGGAAAAUUAAAAUAUGUACUAGUAUUUUUAUAAAGUGUGUAGACUUUUUUCCUCCUUUUAUCGCAAAUGCGCAAUGAAUUUUGCUUUUUUUUGCAAAUUUUGGCAUUAAAAGUUUUAAUCCAAUUUUUACCGUAGAGGUCAAUUCUUCCCCAAAAAAUCAUUUUUUUCCGCUCAAAACUGGCAGAAAUGCAACCAAAAAGUUUAUUUCUUUCUGACCGCUCUCUGUGUUUUCCAUACUCUCUCCGCGGUAAAGGUCGUUGAAUAUCUCGGCUGUCCAUGCAAGGCGCUAGCUGAAAUUUUCAGGAAUUAUUAUUCUUGACAUGCGUACAAAGUUUUUCAAAAAAAUCCCACUUGAAAGCCUUCCCUUGUUAGCCACAAAAAGUCUACGCAGUUUUGAGAAAUCAUGGUACAGCGGGGGACCUGAUCCAAUGGCUAAAAACAUACCAUUUUGUAUCCGGGAAGUAUAAAAAAAUGUGGCAAAAUACCUCCCUCUCCAAGUGAAAAAAACGCUCUUUUUGUGAGGGAAAGGGCGCGCCCUCCUCCAAAAUGAAGUUUUUCACUUGUAGGGGGAAUCAUUUUCCCACAUUUUUGAUGCUUCCGGGACGCAAAAUCGUACGGUAUUUGCUACUGGAUCGGGUCUGUCACUGUAGCAAGCGAUUUUCCAACAUGGUCUUGCAGAAAAGCCCUCCAUAAUCAAGUUCUGCCCUAAUCAGCGGGAAUGCCUGAGCUGGGCCAACUCUUCGAACGCACUCUUCCCACUUCUCGAUGAAAGCACUCUUCAUAGGGCUAUGAAAUUUUACUGCAAGAUUGUCCCACCGAAACAUCCAAUGCUGGAGAUGAAUGCCCGUUUAAUCUUCAAGAAAGGCGAUGAACAGUUGAUGGAGAAGUUUGAUGAGGCUAUUCAGAAAAACGAGUUCAUGCUGAAGAUGAUCCAUAAUCGAUAUGUCAGUCGGAUUCAGGAGCCUCCUGAGCUGUGUCGAGAAAAGCCGUCAGGUAAAAGGGGGCUUUUUAUUGGGUCAUUUUAUCAGUUUGUCGGGAAAAUAAUGAGCGCAAUAUCGCUUCGUGAAACGAAAAAAUGGGACAGGGUGUCCACUAUUUUCUCGACAGGCUGAUAACUUGACCUUUCUGAGUAGUACCUUUCUCAGAAAGGUCAAGUUAUCAGUUGAGCUAGAGCUACAUUUCCAAGAGACGCUCUAAAACCUCCCGUAUGCGCUGUUCUAAUCCCAAAUCUUUUUUAUCGCAAGCUCCAUCGUGCAAUGUCACAGGCUCUAAACAAAAUGAAUACGGCGAUUUUCGCUCCAAAAUUUUCGCCAUUUUAUUCGAAAUAGGGUUAUCCGCAUAUCUGAUUUGGGAGGCGAAUUAAAAAGCGUCGGCGCAUCUUUCGGACGCAUCGGACUGCCGUGGAGAGUCGGGAAAUGUCAGCAAAUUCUCGAGUUUUCCGUAUAUAGAAAUUAGAAGAUGUACUGGAUAGAUACAAGCCUGGGUUUCGUCUAGAGCGGCUGACUCGUCUUGAACUUUGAAGGAAUGAAUGAAUCAUGAGAUAAAAUGGAAUUUGUAGGGUGGUAAAAGCAGUAAGGCUCGACUUGGAAUUUUCCAUACUCCUUUAUCAGCCUGUCGGGAAAAUAAUGAAAAAAGUGUCGCUGCGCCGAUUGCGUCGCUGAAGUGAAAAACAAUUUGAUUUUGCCGCGAUACAAGUCAUGUCUUCGGCGGCGAUGCAGUUUUUUAAUGCGUCAUAUGCGCCUAUUAUCAGUCUGUCGGGAAAAUAAUGUGGAUUUGUCGUGCCUUGGAGCCACCCAUCAUCGCUUUGUGACGGUUAGGCGCGGGAUGGACAUUUAGUGACAAGGCAUUUUAUUGCGACAAAUUCACAUUAUUUUCCCGACAAACUGAUCAAAGACGACUUCUUACUUACUGAAUUGACCGAGGAAAUAUCAUAAGAAGAAGUCGAAUUAGAGAAAAGUGUCCUGAACAAUAGCAAGAAAUCGGCGUAAAAUUUCGCUCUAGAAAAAGUUAUAAAAGGGACUCAAAAUGGUGUAAACCUUUGGUAAAUCCUCUUAAUUUUAAUUUUUCAGUCGACCAACCCUAUCAAGGGCUUUUUACGAUCUACACCUGCUUGAUGAUCACCGCCAGUUUGGCCUGUUGCAUCGAAAUCCUUGUGGCUAAAAGGAAAUGUACCCCAAAUGCGGCGUUCAGGUCUAACUCUAAUAAAUGA